CCCCGAGAGAUGCGGCGGCCGCUUUUGUUUCGUUUCGCGUUUCAACGAAGUCUCUCGCUUCCGUUCUUACCUUCUCCCGUCUCGCCGCUGAAAGGGUUCAAGUUUAGAGGGGACGUGAACGGAUGACGGAUUGGUGCAAUGAACUCCAAAGUGAGAAAGAAGACAAGAUGUGAAAGUUUGAUUUGGCAUCAUAGAUUGGAACUAAGGGAAGGAUUAACCAGAGAGUGGGUGUCUACUCGUGAGAUCGCAGGAAAUAGAGCCAAGGACAGCUGUCUGACCCCUCAAGCCAACUCUGCCAUGCAGUAAGAUCAUGGCUGCUUUGGUUGUGGUCUUAACUUCACUUUCUUGCCUGCUCCCCCUUACCCUGGACUCCCUGGUCAGUCAAAAAAGAUUGUCCAACUCAGUCUUGGAGUAUAUCAGCCCCCAGUGCUCUCUGGAAUAAAGAAUUCCAAAGACUAAUAACUAUCUGAGAGAAGAAGUCCCUCUUCAUAGUCCUCCUGUUGUUAAACUGUGCCCCCCAAUUCUUGGGUCCCCAUGAGAGUCUCCAACAGCAGGGGAAAGUCAGCCAGAAUAUGUACAACAGCGAUUUAUAGCUUUUCAGGAAGAAGAUUGAGAAGAAUGUUCCAAUUUACAGCAAAUUCGUGCUCUGCUCCUAGCAAUGGACACCUUUUGUGAACUUCUUUUGCAGGAAAUGAGAGCAGGAGGAUUUACAGGUUGUUGCGUUUUAAGGACAGAGAGAGUCACUCCUGUGAUCAGCAGCAGAAUAUGACUGGGUCACUUACGUUAUCAGCAGCUUGACAAUGUGGACAGAGAAAUGUUUGUCUAUUCUGCCUGUGGGAAGAGUGUAUUGAACAUCAGUGUGACUGGAACAGCACUGACACAUACAUCCAUGUGUUCCAGUGAACUGACUGUGGGAAGAGCUUUAACCAGUUACACAGACUGCAAGAACAUUGCACCAUUCACACUGAGGAGUGAAGACAUACGUGUUCUGUGUUUAUGAACCAGGCCUCAAGUGAUUGUCCCACUUGAAGUGACCCAAGGAAACUGGCACCAUGGAGAAACCGUGUAAAUGUGGGGACUGUGGGAAAGGUUUCAACUACCCGUCCCUGCUGGAGAUUCACUGGCGUGGUCACACCGGGGAGAGGCCGUUCACCUGCUCCGUGUGUGGGAAGGGGUUCACUCAGACCUCCCACCUCCUGACCCACCAGCGGGUCCACACUGGGGAGAGGCCAUUCAUCUGCUCAGUGUGCGGGAAGGGCUUCACUCGGCUGUCAAACAUGCUGACCCACCAGUGGAUCCAUUCGGGCAGGCGGCCAUUCACCUGCCCGGUGUGCGGGAAUGGGUUCGCUCAGUCAUCCACCCUGCUGACGCACCAGCGGGUCCACACCCGGGAGAGACCGUUCACAUGCUCCGCGUGCGGGAAGGGCUUCACCAGAUCGGCCAACCUCCUGACCCACCAGCGGCUUCACAGCGGAGACAAGCCCUUCACCUGCCCCACGUGCGGGAGGGGCUUCACCCAGUUGUCCCACCUCCUGACCCACCAGCGCGUUCACACUGGGGAGAGGCCCUUCAGCUGCUUUGUCUGUGGGAAGUGGUUCAAAAGCUCGUCCAAUCUCCUGACCCACCAGCGGGUCCACACGGGGGAGCGGCCGUUCGCUUGCUCCGAGUGCAGGAAGGGAUUCACUCAGCUGUCGCACCUCCUGACGCACCGGCACAUUCACAUGGGCCAGCAGCCGUACGCCUGCUCCGAGUGCGGGAAGGCCUUUGCUGUGUCAACCAGCCUGAGGGCCCAUCGGCAGCUUCACGCCAAUGCCCGUGCGUGCCCAGACUGCGGCAUGAGCUUCCCGCGCGCCAAGGAGCUACUGAACCACUGCCGGACUCAGACCGGGGAGAGGCCGUUCUCCUGCUCGCUGUGCGGCAAGGGCUUCACUCACUCCACGCACCUCCUCACCCACCAGCGGGUCCACACCGGGGAGAGACCCUUCAUUUGCUCAGUGUGCGGCAAGGGCUUCACUCAGUCCUCCAACAUGCUGAGGCACCGUCGGGGUCACCUGACGGUGGGGACACGGUCAUAGAGUAGUCCUCACACCAGAUCGGGGCCCAUCCUCUUUCUGAACACCUUGAGAUAAUACAGCAGCUCACUCAGCGCCACCACUCCAUGCUGAUGUUUGUCCUGCACUCAGACCUCGUCCAGUUUUUUCUCAUUUACAUCCCACCAUCGUAACCCUCUGCCCCUUUGACCUCUAGUGAAAUGCAUCAAAAUUAUUACCUUUGGCCACUUCCUGUGACAGCGAGUUCCACACACUCGCCCUUGUUUGGGUAAAGAGAUUUUGCCUGCAUUCCCUCCAUUAUGUCUUGGUGGUUGUCUCCUGUUGAUCAACUAUCGCAUCUGUUGUUUUUCUUUACUCAGCCCUGCUUGUUGCCUUCUUGAACAACUGUGGUGGGUUUGUCAGGCAUGAUUUCCCUUUCGUGAAGCUAUGUUGACACUGCUUGGUUGUAUUAUGUGUUUCUAAGUGCUGUGCCAUUACAUCCUUUAUAAUAGACUCCAGUACUUUGGGGGAAAGACAGGUUUUAUUAAAAAAAGGCAGAAUCUAGCCAAAGUUGACUGAGAACAGCUACUUCUGAGUAAAUUUACAGGAGAACAGUAGAGGGCAUUCCAAAUAGAAUUGGUGAGAGUAUGGGCCCGACAUCUUCCAUUUGUGAAAUAUGGAAGCAACAAGCCCAGAGAACCCUGGAUAAGAAGGAAAAGAGAAGCUUUUAACAGGAAGUGUAUGAUUAAGUUGGAGAGGGUUCGGAAAAGACUUAUCAGGAUGUCGCCUGGAACGGACGGUUUGAGAUGUAAAAAUAGACAGGGAAGCCUGUUACCUUUUUUCACUGGAGCAUAGGAGUUUGAAGGGUGACUUUAUAGAGGUAUGUAAAAUCAUGAGGGCUAUAGAUAAGGUGAAUAGCAAAAGUCUUUUCCCUGAGUGACCUCUUUACACAGAGAGUGGUUAGUGUGUGGAAUGAACUUCUGGAGGAAGUGGUGGAUUCCGCUACAGUUAUAACGUUUAAAAGACAUUUAGAUAAGUACAUGGAUAAGAAAUGUUUGGAGGGAUAUAGACCAAAUGCAGGCAGGUGGGACCAGUUUAGUUUGGGAACAUGGUUGGCAUGGACUACUUGGACCUAAGGGUCUGUUUCCAUGCUGGAUGGCUGUGUAACUGCUCCCUUUGGAAGAGCAUCAGGCCUAAAUGACCUAACUGUAACUUUAGACUGUGACUUCUGAUUCUGGGCUCCACAGUCAUUGGGAUUCCUGCAUUUAUCCUGUCUAGUCCUGAUAGGAAUUUAUAGGUUUCUACAAAAACAUUUUCUCUGUUUCCAAAGAUUCUCAUAAUGUCAACACCUCUUAUUUGAAUCCGAGAGUGUGGGGCUGGUUUAUAUCAGAUAGAAGGAGAUUGGUGACUCUGAUUCUGUCUCCACAUCAACAUGCUAGAAUCAUAGAAUCACUAUCAUGCAGAAAGAGGCCGUUUGGCCCAUUAAGUCUGCAUCAACCCUCUGAAGAGCAUCCGUCCCAAACCCACCCCUCUCCCUAUCCCUAUAGCCUUGCAUUUCCUGUGGCUAAUCCACCGAGCCUGCACAUCCCUAGACACAAUGGACAAUUUAGCAUAGGCAGUCCUCCUAACCCGCACAUCUGUAGGCUGUGGGAGGAAACCGGAGCGCACGGAUGAAACCCGCACAGACGCGGGGAGAAUGUGCAAACUCCACACAGACAGUCAUUUUGAGGGUGGAAUUGAACCUGGGUCCCUGGUUCUGUGAGGCAGCACUGCUAACCACUGAGCCACCAUGCUGCUGUCAGAUGUGUUUUGUUAUUAUUUUCUAAGUAUCAUUUCGUAAUGGGGAUGUCGCUGGCUGGGCCCGCAUUUAUUGCCCAUCCUCAAUUUCCUUUUAGAUGAUGAUGGUGGUGACAGCUGAGUGUUCUGCUGUAUCAGUGCUGUGUAGAUUGGAGAGUCACUCUCAUUGCUGUGGGUUUGGAGUCGCACACAUGCUGGUUAGACUGGGUAAGGAUUCCUUCUCCAUGGAACCAGAGAGGUUUUUUUUAAUGAUAAUCUAGGGAUGACGUGGGCAGCUUUUAAAGGUACGUGUCCUGAAGUUAAAUUCCAGAUUUAUUAAAUUAAAACAAAGGUCUUCCCUGCCUUACCCAAGCUGCUGUGUUUGGAUUUGAACUGACAUCUCUGGUUCCUUAGCUCUGUUGACAGUAACAUAACUGCUCUGUGCUCCUCCUUCAUGGGAAGGCCAGCGGUGCUUUUAUGCCGAGGGUGACAUUUUGACAUCUGAGCCAAACGCCAGCAGUUUGUCAAAAGUUCAAUGUGAAAAGCUCCCAGGGACUGCGGAUCGUGAAGGUGUGCACAAUACAUGCAGUGAUCUCAGUCCCCAAGGCGUCUCUGGUCACCUCCUGAUCUCACCUGAAAUGUCCGAUUUCACACCAUCUUGCUGGACGUUGCACUGGUUUUUUUCUCUUUCCCACAACACUGCUACGAUUUCUCACCCCCACCCUGGCACCCAAAUUAGGAAAAGAUUUAAAACAUUGAUCUCUGUCAUGAUUUCCCUGCUCCCAGGGCUAACUGGUUGGUGUUCAGGGUGUGUUGUUCUGAUUAAUCCUAGAUAAAUGGUGAUCAGAAUCUUUUAGAAGCCUGUAUCCUGGCCUCUGUACGGAAUCACACUGUUAAUCUUCUGCAGAGCUCCAAGUUUGGAAUUUCAACUCCUCAAUAAAGAAGUGAAAGCAAACGCAGAAAUAGAUUGAUUUGACUUUCUCUCUGGCUCCUGAGACAUUAGAAACACCGAGCUUCAGGUCCCAGAGUCUGAUCAAGCCACUGUGUCCUUCUGGCCAUUCUGUUUUUAUUCCUGAACCCUUUGAAAGGUUUCUGUUCUUACCCCAACAUCCUCUCACCCAAAACCCCAAAAUAUUUGCAGUCGGAUAUUCCAUGUCCCAACCCUCUGCAUCCCCUCCUUGUCCCUUUGACGUUGAUCAGAGUCUGAAAGGAGAGGAACGUGCCUUUAUACUUUUCAUCCUUCACACAUUGGGAUAAAUGCGAAAUUGCCAAAUUUCAAAUGGUCAGAACAGUUUGUACACCAGGAGAAGAAAGUAGCAAAUGUAACUUCAUUACUUAGGAAGGGAGAAGUGUGUGGAGAACUACAGAACUGUCAGUUUCAUGUCAAUAGUAAGGAAAAUGCUGAAAUAUAUUAGUAACAAUGUGAUAGGGGAGGCAAUGGCCUAGUGGUAUUACCACUGGACUGUUAAUCCAGAGACGCAGAUAAUGUUCUGAGGACCUGAGUUCGAAUCCCGCCAUGGCAGAUGGUGGAAUUUGAAUAUCUGGAAUUAACAGUCUAAUGAUGGCCAUGAAUCCAUUGUCAAUUGUUGGAAAAUACCCAUCUGAUUCCCUAACGUCCUUUAGGGAAGGAAACUGCCAUCCUUACCUGAUCUGUGCCUACAUGUGACUCCAGACCCACAGCAAUGUAGUUGACUCUGAACUGCCCUCUGGGCAAUUAGGGAUGGGCAAUAAAUGCUGCCUGACCAGCGACGCCCUCAUCCCGUGAAUGAAUAAAGGAAAAAAAAUAACCACAUGCUUAGAAAAGAAAGGUCAAAGUGGAUGGGGUCAGCAUGGAUUCACAAAAUGGAAACCAUGUUUGACAAAAAGGUCAGUGAUUUUUUAUCAAAAUUAAGAGCAAAUGUAGGCCAUUUGGCCCUUUGAGCCUGCACCACCAUUCAAUAUGAUCAUGACUGAUCCUCGAGCUCAUUCCCCAUAAUGUCCUUAAAAUCUAAAAAAAAUCUGUUUCUUGAGUAUUUGGCCUGCACAGCUUAUCAUGGUAGAAAAUUCCACAGGUUUACUACCCUGCUUUGAAUGAAGAUAUUAUUUCUCAUCUCAGUCCUAAAUGGGAAGCCACAACGGAAUUGUUGGAAAAGCUCAGCAGGUCUGGCAGCAUCUGUGGAGAGAAAUCAGGGUUAAUGUUUUGAGUCGAGUGACCUUUCUUCAGAACUGAUGGUAGCUAGAAAUAUGUUGGUUUAAAUACAGAAGACAGGGUGGGGAAAGGGGGGUAAGGAGUAAAUGAUAAGUGGGGAUAGAGUCCAAAGAGAGAGAAGAACAGUUGGACAAACAAAGGAGUGGAUAAUGAUCUGGCUAGGAGGGUGAAUAGCUAUUAAUGGGGACUGUUAGUGGCUAACAAUGGGUUGUGUGUGAUAGCAGACUGUGUGAUAACAAGGCCUGGUGUGUGGGGGGUUAGGAUGAGGACAUGGGAGAGCUCAAGCCCUAAAGUUAUUGAACUUGAUAUUGAGCCCAGAAGGUUGCAGGGUCCCCAAGCGAAAAAUGAGGUUCUGAAUGAUCCUAAAUGUUCUGCCCUGUAUCCUGAGAAUGUGUGCCCUUGAUUCUUGACUGUCCAACUAGGGGAAACAUGCUCCCUGUUGGAGUUUUGUAAUUUUCCAUCUCAUCCUUCUACAGUUGAGUGAUUACAGGCCCAAUUGAACCAAUCCCUCCUCAUAGGACAGUCCUGCCAUUCCAGAUAUCAGCCUCGUGACCUCCACUGUCCUCCCUUGAUGGUAAAUGUGUCCUUCUGUUGUGGGCACAUCUCCACAAAUUACCCUUAAUUCGGCUAUUAAUUAAGAAAUCUCACAAUCAAGUACCGAAACAAUGAUUUAAACUUUAUUGCAUGCAGGAAUGAAAUUAAGACCCUUCACGUAAGCAAAGUUAAGCCUCACAACCCAAUUUGGCUAUUACCCGAUUAAUGGUGGAAUCUGACUAGGAUCCCACCAACAGUGGUCUGUCUCUGGAAGUGUCCAGGUUUCAAUCCUUGUGCAAAGUUCAUCUUUGGAGCACUGAUAGGGAGGAGUUCUGGUGUUCAAUUCUGAUACAGACUUUUGUCCUUUGAUCUUUGUGUGAUAGUACUGAUGAUUUUCCCAAAGUCCUUUCAUCCAAAUUACUGCAAGUCUCAGUUGCCUUCAGAAGUAGUCUCUUUAUUCCUUGUUGUAUUUGGCAUUGACUGUCUGUCUGAAGAGACAGCUUUCCUGUGAUAAACUUUCUGAAAUUCUUCUGCAGGGCAAUCCUUGUCCUUUGUGGCAAUAAAGCAUCCAGUUUAUCGAGCACAAUAGAUCAAUGGGUCAAGCAGUGGCAGGUGGAGUUAAAUUUAGAUAAAUGUGAAAUGCUGCAUUUUGGAAAGCCAAAUCAGGGCAGGAUUUAUACUUAUAUGAUUUUCUGAAGAAGGGUCUAGGGCUGAAACGUCAGUUUUCCUGCUCCUCUGAUGCUGCUUGGCCUGCUGUGUUCAUCCAGCUCUACACCUUGUUAUCUCAGAACUUAUACCCUUAAUGGUAAGGUCCUGGGGAGUGUUGCUGAACGAAGAGACCUUGACGUGCAGGUUCAUAGUUUGGUAUGCUUGUCUUUAUUGGUCAGUGCAUUGAGUAUAGGAGUUGGGAGGUCAUGUUGCGUCUGUACAGGACUUUAGUUCAGCCACUUUUGGAGUACUGUGUGUAAUUCUGGUCUCCCUGCUAUAGGAGGGAUGUUGUGAAACUAGAAAGGGCUCAGAAAAGAUUUAUGAGGAUGUUGCCAGGGUUGGAGGGUUUGAGCUAUAGGGAGAGGCUGAAUAGGGCUGGGGCUAUUUUCCCUGGAGCGUGGCAGGCUGAGGGGUGACCUUAUUGAGGUUUAUAAAAUCACGAGGGGCAUGGAUAGGGUGAAUAGCCAAGGUCGUCUUCCCAGGGUAGGGGAGUUCAAACCUAGAGGUUAUAGGUUUAAGGUGAGAGGGGAAAAAUUUGGAAGGGAUCUAAGGGAGGACUUUUUCCACACAGAGGGCGGUGCGUGUAUGGAAUGAGCUGCCAGGGAAGUGGGGGAGGCUGGUACAAUGAGAACAUUUAAUGGCAUCUGGAUGGGUACAUGAAUAGGAAGGGUUUAGAGGGAUACGGGCCAAAUGCUGGCAAAUGGGACCAGAGUAGUUUAGGAUAUCUGGUUGGCACAGACGUGUUGGACUGAAGGGCCCAUUUCCAUGUUGUACAUCUCUAUGAGCGGGUGUCAAAGCAGUUUUGUUUAUAUCGUUUUACCUCCCUCUUUUCCCUAAUUGCUUUCAAUUCCUGUGUAAGUUUGUCCUUUUCUUUAUUAAUUUAUUCCAAUCAGAGUUAUUCCUGCUUCUUUCUUCAUUUAAUGGUUUAUCUUCUGUUGAUUCACUUAAUCCAUAUAUUAAAGUUCUGAAGUCGAGAAUAUCACACUCCCUCCUCUUUGUUCAUUACUUUUAAUAUGAUGAACAAACACUAGUAGUUGGACAUUUCCCCCUGUAUCGGUUUAUAUCCCAGCUGAGUUGCUAUGCCAUGCACUCUUUAAAAAUGUACCAUUCCAUUAUGUGGUACAGAUAUAUGCAAAUUAAUCAAUAAAUGAAGUACAGAAUGAUGAUCAGGAAAUAAAUCACAAGAGUAAUAAAAAUGCAUGAAGAAAUAAACAUGGACAAAACAAAAAUACAGGAAUAACCAUGCAUUAUGCUUCACCCAUUGCAGCUUUUAACGUGCCUUAACAACUACCAGCAAUGCAAUAAUAUGAACCCAUGUGGUUGGCUGUAUAUGACUUCCCUGAUUCUAGACGUCAUCCCAUCAAGAAUGUCCCUUAAUGUUUGUCCCUAAUGUAUAAUCUAUCUGCCUUUCUCAAAGUCCCUUUCAUGUCUUCCAAAUGUUCCCUUUGCAGGGCAAUAUAGACCUCAUAUUUUUGUCAAUGACACAUAACCAUUUCUGCAGCUGAGUCAGUCACAUCAAAAGUCACAGAUUUUCUUCUGACAUAAAACAAUUCCAUUGUUGCUUUGUGCAUGGGCAUUUGAGGGUGAAUGCAAGCUACUGCAUCAGUAAUGGGACAAGAUAUUCUUUUGAAGAUGCUGUGAUACAGUAUUGUCCUUCACCUGCAUAUCCAACUCUGAUUACAUUGUCUCAAGUGCUACUUGAAAUUUUGAGAGUACAGUCAACUUUCAUUCCUGCUGGACUCAAAACCGCAUAUAGCUUUUCCAGUUUUAUAAGUGGGAUAGGGACGAACAGUAGCUUUAUCAGUCUUGGCAUUCCUUAAGUGCUGUCCCUGCAAGUCUACCCCUUUUUCUACUGCAUAAGGUAGAACCUCCUUAACUCUCGUACAGAGAUGUUACUUAAGGUUCCUGUGUCAUCAGCUAAGUUCCUUAAUUUAGUGUUGUCAACCCGUGUGGGAACUACUCCCUUUAUCAUUUAAUUUAUAGUUUGUGUACUGAUCCAAUAUUCA
Rhincodon typus (whale shark) is the source of this 9242-nucleotide messenger RNA. Its product is annotated as gastrula zinc finger protein XlCGF8.2DB-like. Lineage: Eukaryota; Metazoa; Chordata; Chondrichthyes; Orectolobiformes; Rhincodontidae. The coding region runs from base 1053 to 2075 and encodes 340 amino acids. The record is from RefSeq and is a predicted model, not a curated record. The transcript has 2 exons. Gene Ontology annotation, biological process: central nervous system development; regulation of transcription by RNA polymerase II. Gene Ontology annotation, cellular component: nucleus. Gene Ontology annotation, molecular function: DNA-binding transcription factor activity, RNA polymerase II-specific; RNA polymerase II cis-regulatory region sequence-specific DNA binding.